This is a messenger RNA of Zingiber officinale, 2352 nucleotides long. Its product is annotated as mitogen-activated protein kinase 10-like. Lineage: Eukaryota; Viridiplantae; Streptophyta; Magnoliopsida; Zingiberales; Zingiberaceae. Gene Ontology annotation, biological process: protein phosphorylation; intracellular signal transduction. The record is from RefSeq and is a predicted model, not a curated record. Bases 344 to 1843 code for a protein of 499 amino acids. The transcript is spliced from 10 exons. Gene Ontology annotation, cellular component: nucleus; cytoplasm. Gene Ontology annotation, molecular function: ATP binding; MAP kinase activity.
AACGAGGGUACCAUCGCCCAGUUCCUCCUCGCGCUGUUCGUGCUCGCUCCCAGAUUGGGGAAGGCAUUCGUUGUCGGUGAAUCUCGCGGAAGCUGAAAAGGUUGGAAUUUUGAGCGGCGAUCGAGCUGUGCCCGUAGGGAUUCUGAUUUCUCCUUAAAUUUGGAGGUUCUGGAGAGAGUAGUGUGGAAUUUCGGCUUGUGGUCCUGCAAAGUACCGGGUGUGGCAAAUGCGGCUGAUUUCACGCCAUUUCUAGCCUGUGUGUUGAUAUAAAGUCGACCGAGGUUCGUAGAGGGAAGAAGCUUGGAGUCCUUCGCGAGGCGUCCAAGUAUUAAGCGGCAAGAAAAUGCAGCAAGAUCAACAGGAAAAGAGGUCUCUAGAACUAAAGUUUUUCAGUGAGUAUGGAGAUGCUAAUAGGUAUAGAGUUGAGAAAAUUAUCGGCAAAGGUAGCUAUGGAGUCGUUUGUUCAGCAAUUGAUACACAUACUGGUGAGAUGGUGGCGAUCAAGAAGAUGCAUAAUAUCUUUGAACACAACUCCGAUGCUGUUCGAACACUCCGCGAGAUCAAGCUUCUGCGUCUUUUGAAGCAUCCGGAUAUAGUGGAGAUAAAACACAUCAUGUUGCCUCCAUCGAGACGAGAUUUCAAAGAUGUUUAUAUUGUCUUUGAACUUAUGGAGUCAGAUCUUCACCAAGUCAUAAAGGCAAACGAUGAUUUAACAAAGGAACAUAUUCAGUUCUUCAUUUAUCAGUUGCUCCGAGCACUUAAAUAUAUCCACACAGCUAAUGUGUACCAUCGCGAUUUAAAGCCAAAGAACAUACUGGCAAAUGCAAACUGCAAGCUAAAGAUUUGUGAUUUUGGGCUAGCAAGAGUUGCAUUCGACAAUAGCCCCACAACAGUACUUUGGACGGAUUACGUUGCAACCAGAUGGUAUAGGGCUCCUGAAUUAUGCGGAUCAUUUUUCUCUAAGUAUACCACUGCUAUCGACAUUUGGAGUGUUGGUUGCAUUUUUGCUGAGCUAUUGAUAGGCAAGCCUCUUUUCCCCGGUAAAAAUGUUGCUCAUCAACUAGAUUUGAUCACUGCCCUUCUCGGCACACCUUCCUUCAAUACAAUUUCCCAGGUUCAAAAUGAGAAAGCAAGGAAGUAUUUGAGAAGCAUGAGGAAGAAAGAGCCUAUACCAUUCACACAGAAAUUCCUGAAUGCAGAUCCUUUGGCGUUGAAACUUUUGGAGAAGCUUUUAUCAUUUGACCCUAAGAACAGACCAACGGUUGAAGAGGCACUAGCUGAUCCAUAUUUCAAAACUCUUGCCAAAGUAGAGAGGGAACCAUCUCGCCGACCAAUCCCAAAAAAGGAGUUUGAUUUUGAACAACGAAGGUUGACUAAAGAAGACAUACAAGAACUAAUCUUCCAUGAGAUAUUGGAAUAUCAUCCUCAGUUGCUUGAAAGUUACAUCAAAGGAUCUGAAAGGACUAAAUUCCUGUAUCCCAGUGCUUUGGAUCAGUUUAGAAGACAAUUCACUUACCUCGAAGAGAAUGGUGAAAAAAAUGGACCUGCAACUUUGUUAGAUAGGAAGCAUGUCUCUCUCCCUAGGUCAACAAUGGUCCACUCUGCUGUCCCUCUAAUGGAAAAAGCAGCUACCUCCUAUUCAAUAGAUAAACGAAGCAUAGAUGAGGCACAUAAGAAAAACUCUGAUAAGAUGGAAUGCUCAUCUGGACAAGUAGCAAGUGCUUCAAACUUGCCCGAUAGAUUCUCAAAUGUUCAGCCUGGAAGAGUUUUCAAGGAUGCCGUUCCAUUAGCUACUCACAACAUUCUCACCGCGACACUAGGAAGUUGGAGAGCUCAUGCGUAGACACAACACAGACCGAACAAGAAUCCGUACAGCAUCAACCGACACAAACAUGUCUAGUUAGUGAAGUGGCUGCUCUCCCUUUUCACUUCUCGGGGGAUAAGGUUGAACCGGCAGACAGAAACACUGCAACCAAAAGCUUGUUUUAUGCGAGAUCCCACUUUAACUGGAUCAUCACAGCGGAUUCGGCUGCCAGUGAUCAUAGAAAAGUCGGCAGUUGUCUGUUUGGACUUUCGAGUAUAUAUUGAGCUCCAAAACUUAUAAUUUGAUGAAACUAGCAUCACUAGGCUAGGUGCAAAUGCAAAGGUUAGCGACGAGAUCACGAAGAAGAUCAUGGUGAAGAGAAAUGCUGAAUGCUUAAAUUUCAACAGUAAUAAUCCCUGCAUCAUUUCAAGCUCCAGUAAGUGUGGAAUACUAGAGGAUCAUGAAAGGAUGCCUCUAUUGAGCUUUUCAUCUUUGCUCAUAGUCUGGAACAUCAGUUUCGUAACUUUAUAAUAUACCAGUUUAAUUCA